Molecule: messenger RNA, 1059 nt
Organism: Parnassius apollo (apollo)
Lineage: Eukaryota; Metazoa; Arthropoda; Insecta; Lepidoptera; Papilionidae
Source: the annotation of a GenBank genome assembly
AUGCCACAAGGCACGGUUGGUCAGCCACAAUGUUCUAUCAGUACAAAUGCAAGAGAGCGAGAGAGUGACUGGGGAAAUGAGAGAGGUGGUUAUUCUGACCAUGGAGGAACUAGAAAUAGAGCAAAUGAGGAGUACAUUGGAAGAGGCGAUUAUGGAAACGCGCAGUACGCCUCUCGAAAAUCGACCGCGACUUCCCCGCAUAGCCCUAAGCUAGCGGAAUCGGGCUGUCGUGAGGGCUCUGAACCCAAUGCUGGUGACCUAUUUGGAAGCCAGCCGGGACCUUUGCGAGACGGACUCAAUUCUCUUUGGCGCCGCACUGGCAGUCUGCGUAUUAUAGGCGCCAAACUUUCCACGGCUGGACGCACUACUGGACAAAGUAGUGCUAACCCAGCCUGGAGAACAAGAAUUGAAGAACGUAUCGCAAAGGCUAGGGCCCUCAUCGGCAGACUGAUAUGCUUCAGGUCAGGUAAUACCAGGCCAAGGAUUGUGCGCACCGUCAGGAUGGCGUUUGCUGGGACAAAUGUUAGUUUGUCCCAGCCGGAUAUAAUGCAAAAACUGACGGAGCGCAUAGACGACCUGAAGCAGAGAAUCGCUGCUUGGGGAAAGCGAAUUCGGCGAUAUACCGAGAGGUCGACACGGUUCAACCAGAAUCGUCUCUUCCAGAGUGAUCAGAAGAGGCUCUAUAAAUCAUUGGAGCGACCAAUGGUAAGUGGAACGGGCCCAGUACCGAAUCAGGCCGACACGGUCGCAUUCUGGCGCAGCCUGUGGUCAGAGCCCGUAAACCACAACGAGGGCCCUUGGACGGAAGUUGUGGCGAGUCAGUGUGCGGGUAUUACGCCCAUGGACCCCGUCACCAUAACGCCGGAUGACGUAGCUGAGGCGGUCCGUAGGGCCCCGAACUGGAAAAGUCCGGGACUCGACGGGCUGCGUCACUACUGGCUGAAGGGGUUCGUGGUGUGUCACACUGUGCUCGCCCGACAGUUUCAAGAGGUUCUCAACCAGAAGUCGCUCCCGAGCCUCUUCACUACUAGGAUCACCCAUUUGGUUCCUAAAGGCUAG